Messenger RNA from Cajanus cajan (pigeon pea), 2124 nucleotides. The record is from RefSeq and is a predicted model, not a curated record. NCBI's taxonomy places the organism in Eukaryota, Viridiplantae, Streptophyta, Magnoliopsida, Fabales, Fabaceae.
GUGAAAGAUGCAUUUGAGUGCUGAAUAGUGAGUAGUAGCAAUGGGAUUCAUGUCACAACUCAUCCUCCUUCAUAUCCUCUCUCUUACCUUCUUCAUCACCCUUCCCUCUUCACUUUCACAAUCUAACCAGUUUUGUGAAGCUGGAACUGGAAUUCCAUCGUCGAAGCUGUUGAUCAAGGGAGGCACGGUUGUGAAUGCUCACCACCAACAGGUUGCCGAUGUUUACGUGGAAGAUGGCAUCAUUGUUGCCAUCAGUCCUACCAUCACGGUUGGAGAUGAGGUGACUGUGAUAGAUGCCACUGGAAAGUUUGUCAUGCCAGGGGGCAUUGAUCCUCACACCCACCUAGAGUUUGAGUUUAUGGAUACAACAACUUUAGAUGACUUCUUCAGUGGUCAGGCUGCAGCACUAGCUGGUGGGACAACAAUGCACAUUGACUUUGUUAUACCACUUAAAGGAAGUUUAACAGCUGGUUUUGAAGCCUAUGAAAAGAAGGCAAAUAAGUCUUGCAUGGAUUAUGGUUUCCAUAUGGCUAUUACCAAAUGGGAUGAAACUGUGUCAAGAGAAAUGGAGCUCAUGGUCAAUGAGAAAGGUAUCAACUCUUUUAAGUUUUUCAUGGCAUACAAAGGAGCUCUUAUGAUCAAUGACGAGCUUCUUCUGGAAGGAUUUAAAAAGUGCAAGUCUCUUGGUGCCUUAGCUAUGGUCCAUGCAGAAAAUGGAGAUGCUGUGUAUGAAGGGCAGAAAAAAAUGAUAGAACUUGGAAUAACUGGCCCCGAGGGGCAUGCUCUUUCAAGGCCUGCAGUGUUGGAAGGAGAGGCAACUGCUCGUGCUAUUCGCUUAGCUGAUUUUGUGGACACUCCUUUAUAUGUGGUUCAUGUAAUGAGCAUUGAUGCUAUGGAAGAAAUUGCAAAGGCCCGGAAAUCAGGACAAAGGGUAAUUGGAGAACCUAUUGCCUCUGGCUUAGCCCUUGAUGAAUCUUGGCUCUGGCAUCCUGACUUCGAGACUGCAGCAAAGUAUGUCAUGAGUCCCCCUAUUAGGAAACGAGGACAUGAUAAGGCCCUUCAAGCUGCCCUUUCAACAGGAGUUUUGCAGCUGAUAGGAACCGAUCAUUGUGCCUUUAAUUCCACCCAGAAAGCAUUUGGAAUUGAUGACUUCCGUAAAAUUCCUAAUGGUGUCAAUGGUAUUGAAGAAAGGAUGCAUUUGGUAUGGGAUAUCAUGGUGGAAUCUGGCCAAAUAUCUGUCACUGAUUAUGUCCGGUUGACAAGCACUGAAUGUGCUAGAAUCUUCAAUAUAUAUCCAAGGAAAGGAGCUAUUCUCCAGGGAUCUGAUGCAGAUAUUAUCAUCCUCAAUCCAAAUUCAAGCUUUGAGAUAACUGCAAAGUCCCACCACUCCAGACUGGACACAAAUGUCUUUGAGGGAAGGAAAGGAAAGGGGAAAAUUGAAGUGACUAUUGAAGGAGGAAGAGUUGUCUGGGAAAAUAAUGAACUGAAGGUUGCUCCUGGUACUGGUAGAUAUAUAAAAAUGCCACCCUUUAGUUAUUUGUUUGAUGGAAUGGACAUAAAGGAUGCUUUUUAUCUAAAUUCCCUUCAAGCCCCUGUGAAGCGAGCCAAAUCCAGCACUUAAAAAAUUUCUGAAAUCCUUUUAGUCAAAUUUCAACAUUAUACUUGGUGAAGGAGGGGGACAAAGAUGAUGAGCACGACCACGCCUGCUUACAUGAUGAGCCUGACCAUGAUUAUUGGCAUUGACAAAAUCCCCUUCAUCAUCAAGGCUUACAUGUCUGAUUUCAGUGAGGUUAAUCUUCUGAUGCCUUUUCAUUGAACGAACCCGAGCGAACAUGAUUGUAUAGCUGUUGGCUUCCGGUGCAUUUUGGUCCCACCCUCCAAAUUGAGGCACAGAAAUCAUAGCAGGUGUUACCUGCACAAGGAUAGUAUUACUCAGUACCUUUGUUGUUUCUCAAAAAAGAAUUUGUUUACAGGGUGUAUUGGAAAUUUCAUUCUGAACUUGUAUUGGUUAUUACACCCCUUGUGCACACUAACUAUUUCUUUUUAUGAGUGAACCUGUGUAUCUUCUCAUCCGAAACUAAAGACUAGUCUUUCGAGAUAUUAAAGAUUUGUUUUUCAGUUCAA